Penicillium macrosclerotiorum is the source of this 327-nucleotide messenger RNA. RefSeq lists its product as uncharacterized. The transcript has 2 exons. The record is from RefSeq and is a predicted model, not a curated record. NCBI's taxonomy places the organism in Eukaryota, Fungi, Ascomycota, Eurotiomycetes, Eurotiales, Aspergillaceae. Bases 1 to 327 code for a protein of 108 amino acids.
AUGCUGAGCCUCCAAGGAAAAUUUGUUCUUAUCACUGGUCUCGGCCAAACAAGCGACGAGAGAUGGGGAUUGGCGCCGCAAUCACACCGCUUUUCGCUCGUCAAGGAGCUUUCAUUUUGGAGAAAAUUGAUCUCUCAGGAGAACGAAGCUUGCAAUGUUAUCGAGACGGACGUUACCAGCUCUGAUUCUGUCAAGGCUCUCGUGGAUCAGUGCAUCCAAAAAUAUGAUCGCAUAGAUAUUUUGGUCAACAUUGUUGGCCUGUCAGAGCCUGGCUGCCCUACCACGAUGUCUGAAGCAGUUUGGUAUACCCAAGUCGAUAUCAAUUGA